CGCAAUCUCUGUUGGCAUCGCUCCGCUCCGUUUAGCCAUAUCGCCACCCGUGCCGUGCGCGUCGUGCUUUGUUUACUUGUUUGUCACCUCCUUCAGUUUUGGUUCGCGGCGGCGGCUCGCGCGCUAUGGACGACCCCGCCAGAAUGAUGGGGCAUUCCGGUGGCCUCAUGCCGCCACAACCGUACGGCAUGGGCCAGGGUGACGCGCCCGCCGGCGGCGACUCCGAGCCGCGCAAGCAGGACAUCGGCGAGAUCCUCCAACAGAUCAUGAAUAUCACCGACCAGAGUCUCGACGAGGCGCAGGCGAGGAAACACACGCUCAACUGCCAUCGCAUGAAGCCAGCGCUCUUUUCAGUGCUGUGUGAAAUUAAGGAGAAGACUGUGUUGUCGCUACGCAACACGCAGGAGGAGGAGCCCCCAGAUCCGCAGCUGAUGCGCCUGGACAAUAUGCUCAUCGCUGAGGGAGUCGCUGGACCGGAGAAAGGUGGCGGUGCUGGCGCAGCAGCAUCUGGAUCUGCGGCCGCACAAGCGGGCCAGCCCGAUAAUGCCAUCGAGCACUCUGACUAUCGCGCCAAACUGGCGCAGAUUCGCCAAAUCUAUCACCAAGAACUGGAGAAAUACGAGCAGGCGUGCAACGAAUUCACCACCCACGUGAUGAACUUGCUGCGCGAGCAAUCACGCACUCGUCCCAUCACCCCCAAGGAAAUCGAGCGCAUGGUGCAGAUCAUUCACAAGAAGUUCAGUUCUAUUCAAAUGCAGCUGAAGCAAUCAACAUGCGAGGCGGUGAUGAUCUUACGCUCGAGAUUCCUCGACGCACGCCGCAAACGUCGCAAUUUCAGCAAACAGGCAUCGGAGAUUCUCAACGAGUACUUCUACUCACACCUCUCAAACCCCUAUCCGAGUGAAGAGGCAAAGGAGGAGCUGGCACGCAAAUGUGGCAUCACCGUCUCACAGGUCUCGAAUUGGUUCGGAAACAAACGCAUUCGUUACAAGAAGAACAUCGGCAAGGCGCAGGAGGAGGCCAACUUGUAUGCAGCCAAGAAGGCAGCAGGUGCGUCGCCAUACAGUGGCACACCGACGCCGAUGAUGUCGCCGGCGCCACCGCAAGACUCAAUGGGCUAUUCGAUGGGCUCGGCAUACGAGAGCUCCGGCUAUGAUGCCAGCAGCUGCGGCUACGACCCCAUGCACAACCAGGAGCUGUCGCCCUGAGCGCCGCCUACUUAAACAAGGAAACUUUAUACAAUAAGAAAUACGCAUGUAUACUGGCAGCACGUAUACCAAUACUAUGUAUACUAAUUAUUCGUUUUGUAUUGUGCAUUAUAAUCGCGGACACUGGCGCGCGUCCCGAUACGAGAUUGGAAACGAACGAAAUACUUAUUACGCCGCCAGCGCUCGCACCUAGUAUAUUGAUAAUUUAUAAGUUUUAUGUUGUGAACCUGAAUUCUGGUUGGUAUCACCGGAGGCGGAACUAGAUGAUAAUAGCUUUGACUUAAAACAGAAAUAGUUUUAAAACUGUAUUGAUUCUCUGUAUUUUGCAAUAGAGAAAUAAAUCGACUUGACUUAAUUA
Dalotia coriaria is the source of this 1566-nucleotide messenger RNA. RefSeq names its product PBX homeobox extradenticle (gene exd). Gene Ontology annotation, molecular function: DNA-binding transcription factor activity, RNA polymerase II-specific; RNA polymerase II cis-regulatory region sequence-specific DNA binding. The coding region runs from base 126 to 1208 and encodes 360 amino acids. Gene Ontology annotation, biological process: embryonic organ development; neuron development; regulation of transcription by RNA polymerase II. The record is from RefSeq and is a predicted model, not a curated record. Lineage: Eukaryota; Metazoa; Arthropoda; Insecta; Coleoptera; Staphylinidae. The transcript has a single exon. Gene Ontology annotation, cellular component: nucleus.